AAAAAUUAAAUAAAACCCUUUAAUUUUUUUGAACCUACACAAUGAAAAUUGUUUGUAAUUUAUUAGUGAGAAGACUACGGCUGCAGACUUCAAUUGCUUCGAUUCGAUGGAAGUCGUCGACCGCAAGCCCGGCCGCUGAUAGGAAGUCAUCGAUCGCAAGCCCGGCCGCUGUUAAUGAUUGUGGACCAAACUUAGAAGACAGAGCUUUAUGUGCAAUUGACCCAUGUGACGUGAACAAAUGCUACGCAGCGCCCCGUGUCGUCAUCAUAGGCGCGGGUAUGGCCGGUCUGUCAGCCGCGGCUCGGCUCGCCCAACGUGGAAUCAACAACAUUGUCGUGCUGGAAGCAUACGAGAGACCCGGUGGUCGAAUUCACUCUUGUUGGCUCGGAGACAUUGUUGCUGAACUAGGUUCUCACUGGAAACCAGACAACGCUUUCACGCAUCCUAUUUAUACGAUGUCAGCUACCGAAAGUCCGCCCCGACCUGGUGUCCCCGGCUCUGAACAUACUCGUGGCCUUUUUAACAGAAUAGUUACCGGCAAAAUGCCGUAUCCCGCCACAAUAUCGGCAUACCACAAAUUUCGUCAGAUUGAACAGGAAGCGGCGCAAAUAUACUGCCUCGGUGGUAAUAAACAAGCAGGCUCACUAAUGAACUUUAUGAGUCUGAGGAUUCAACAAGAACUGCACGAGUACCCUGAAGAUCAACAACACGACGCAGCUAGAAUAAUGUUCGGUCUCUCGCACAUGCUCAGUGCGCGGUGUGGGGAUGACACGGCGAUGCUGUGCGCUGAUCAUGUCGGAUGCUUCAUGAACAUGCCCGGCGGCGAGGUACGUGUACCGCUGGGCUUAGUUGGGAUAUUGGCUCCGUUGUUGCGACAAAUACCAGAAGGAGCAAUUCGUUAUUGCAAGCCAGUUAAUUGUGUUUACUGGGGAACAUCACAAAAAGAAGGUUACCGAGCCACCGUAUGUACUACAGAUGGGGAGGAAUUUCCAUGUGACUACGUCAUAAUUACGGUGUCCCUCGGAGUGUUGAGUGCUAAUGCUGUCAAAAUGUUCUGUCCUGCGCUACCAGCAUCAAAAAUUGACGCCAUGCGAUGCCUUGGAUUCGGCUAUUGCAAUAAAAUUUACAUGGAGUAUUGUCGUCCUUUCUGGUUUUGGCAUAAAGGUAAUCUAAAUUUUAAAUUCAGCUGUAAUGAAUUAUGUGAUCGUUGCGACUGGACUCGAGGUAUAACUUCGAUAGAAGUGGUGCCAAACAGUAAACAUGUGAUGUGUGCUUGGGUAGUUGGCAAUGAAGCUAUGAUGAUGGAAUCCCUUUGCGACAAGGAUAUCGCGGAAGACUUAACCGAAAUAUUGCGGUGGUCAACGGGGAACAUGUGCUUACCAUACCCCAUGACAAUUUUACGAUCACAUUGGACUUCCGAUCCGUUUUUCUUUGGAGCUUAUUCUUAUGAUUGUUAUGGAUCCGAUGGGGAAGCACAGCGGGCUUUGGCGUGUCCACUGCCCGGCCCAAGUGAACCUAUACCUCCAGUACUAUUGUUUGCUGGUGAAGCGACAGUACCUGGUCACUACGCAACUGUGUCUGGUGCUCGACUGAGUGGCGUGCGAGAGGCUGAGAGAGUGGUACAUUUAACGCUGCGAUAUAAAGGUCCGCCUUUGCCCGCUGCGGUUAAAAAACCAAAGAAGAAAAAGAAGAAAAAGAAAAGCGAGAGUAGGUGGUGA
Molecule: messenger RNA, 1718 nt
Organism: Spodoptera litura
Lineage: Eukaryota; Metazoa; Arthropoda; Insecta; Lepidoptera; Noctuidae
Product: peroxisomal N(1)-acetyl-spermine/spermidine oxidase
Molecular function (GO): polyamine oxidase activity
Source: RefSeq, a predicted model, not a curated record